Molecule: messenger RNA, 737 nt
Organism: Gastrolobium bilobum
Lineage: Eukaryota; Viridiplantae; Streptophyta; Magnoliopsida; Fabales; Fabaceae
Product: tripeptidyl-peptidase 2-like
Exons: 6
Coding region: 173-448 (91 amino acids)
Source: RefSeq, a predicted model, not a curated record
UUGUACGUCCCGUGGAUUCCGAGCACGUGCGGGCGCUCCGACCAGUGGUGCUUUCUCUGAAUCUCCCUCCAUACAUGGUCGUAGUGCUGCAGUUGAAUCCUCAGCCCCCUGGAAAUCUAGCCAAUUCCGUGGAGGCAUUGUAGAAAUUAAUAAAAAGAGAAACGGUGUUACGAUGGACACUACAAGAAAAUGGGGAUACAGAGGUGUCUUGGUGGCUAUUUUAGAAAGCGACCCUAAACUACUUGAAGGAUUACAUGUUACCUCAUAUGAGAAACCAAAAAUUCUUGAUAUCCUUGAUUGCACUGGAAGUGGAGAUUUUGAUACCUCAAAGGUGGUGAAGGUUGAUGCUGAUGGUUGUAUUUCUGGGGCAUCAGUAUUAAUAUGCGAAUUUCUUCGGGAACAGUUACAAGAACACAGGAAAAGGUUCCUUGAAGCUUCAGUUGAUUGAUCAGAGAUCUGACUUCUCAUUUGCUCUUUUCACGAGUGGCCUAACAAAUCCAAAGCUCGUUGUAGUGUCAAAUAAAGUAUCACUCAUCAAACCAAAUGCUCCAGUAUAUCCUCGAUUGGCACAAGGGAAAACAUGGGGUGAAGUAAGUUUAAGCAAAUAAAGUAUCAUUCAUCAAACCAAAUUCUCCAGUAUAUCCUCGAUUGGCACAAGGGAAAAUAUGGGGUGAAGUAAGUUUAAGCUCCCUUUAAAUUGUAAUUUGAAAUUGCAUUUUUUUAUCUGUUAUCCGCGC